UUUAUGUUGAAAUGACGCACGACAUUUUUGGAUGAAAAAUCCUGUCCGACGCGCUUCGGUGCCUCUGCAGCUCUGAAACGCGGAUUUGUGCGGCGCGUUUGGCGUCUUACUGAUUAAACAUACGCGUGAGUUGAGCAUUAUGUGUGUUAUUUAGUGUUUGUGGUGUGAAGUGAAGCCGCAGGGAGGAGAACAUCCGGCUGGUUAGCUGCGCUGCUAAGCUGCUGCUCGGGCUCUUAUUCCUGACUCUCGCCUUUGUUUGGAGAGAAAAACAGCAACGCGGGACGUUUUCGUGUCCAAACCUCGCUCUCUGCCUGUCCGGGGAGGAUUGUGGUUGAACAGAAGACCUCUUUUCCGAGCUGUCGCGGUGUUUUUGGAGUAAUUUGUGCUGAAACAUGUCGCUGCACGGGAAGAGGAAAGAGAUUUAUAAAUACGAGGCGCCGUGGACGGUUUACGCCAUGAACUGGAGCGUCCGGCCUGAUAAACGCUUUCGGCUGGCUUUAGGCAGCUUCGUGGAGGAAUAUAACAACAAGGUGCAGCUCGUGGGUCUGGAUGAGGAGAGCAGUGAGUUUGUGUGCAGGAACACGUUUGAUCAUCCGUACCCCACCACCAAGAUCAUGUGGAUCCCAGACACCAAGGGCGUUUACCCGGACCUGCUGGCCACCAGCGGAGAUUACCUUCGCAUCUGGAGGGUGAAUGACACAGAGACGCGUCUCGAGUGCCUCCUCAACAACAACAAGAACUCCGACUUCUGCGCUCCUCUGACCUCUUUCGACUGGAACGAGGUGGAUCCGAACCUUCUGGGCACCUCUAGUAUUGACACCACCUGCACUAUCUGGGGCUUGGAGACGGGACAGGUGCUGGGGAGAGUCAACCAGGUGUCAGGACACGUCAAGACCCAGCUGAUCGCCCACGACAAAGAGGUCUACGACAUCGCGUUCAGCCGUGCAGGUGGAGGCCGCGACAUGUUUGCGUCAGUCGGAGCGGACGGCUCGGUGCGCAUGUUUGACCUCCGUCACCUGGAGCACAGCACCAUCAUCUACGAGGAUCCUCAGCACCACCCACUGCUCCGCCUCUGCUGGAACAAGCAGGACCCCAACUACCUGGCUACCAUGGCAAUGGACGGCAUGGAGGUGGUCAUUCUGGACGUGCGUGUGCCGUGCACGCCUGUGGCUCGACUCAACAACCACCGCGCGUGUGUAAACGGCAUCGCCUGGGCCCCUCACUCCUCCUGCCACAUCUGUACUGCAGCGGACGAUCACCAGGCCCUGAUCUGGGACAUCCAGCAGAUGCCGCGUGCCAUCGAGGACCCGAUCCUGGCCUACACUGCCGAGGGCGAGAUCAACAACGUGCAGUGGGCCUCCACUCAGCCCGACUGGAUCGCCAUCUGCUACAACAACUGCCUGGAGAUCCUGCGUGUUUAACAGCGCCGCCGAGGCCGCCGCUGCUGCUGACCCCAGCUCUCCCACCAACACCACCACCACCACUGAGAGCGGGGCCAGUCCCAGCGAGAGCCACGACAACGGAGCCGCAGCGGGAGCCGGAGCCGGAGCCGGAGCCGGAGCCGGAGCCGGAGCUGGAGCUGGAGCUGGGGUCUGGUUUCUGUGCUGCUGCAAAGGAGUGGAGAUGGCAGGAGGACUCGGCUAAUGGACAGGAUUCUGGGUGUGUGUGUGUGUGUGUGUGUGUGUGUGUGUGUGUGUGUGUGUGUGUGUGUGUGUGUGUGUUUAUAGGGCGUACAUGAGAGAGCGUGUGUGUUUAUUUCAUUUGUAAGUCUUGACGUGUUGAUCUGUUUGUGUUAGAGCCGUUCGGAUCCUCUCUUUUUGGUUUGCAGUGUAGUUAUUCUGCGAUGGAGUGUGUAGAUAUUUCUGCAUUCAGAAACCUGAAUUGUGUUUUUUUUUUUGUUUGUUUGUUUUUUUUUAAAAAAGCAAAAAAAAAAACCCGAUGUUGCUCAGUGUAAAGCAUCCUGCAUUUCAAGUAGAAAAUGAAGACUAGUUACCAAGCAGCACUGAUAUUCGCUCAGAAUGAUGCUUUCUUUAAUUAGCUUAAAAAUAUUUUUAAAAAAAAAGGUGCCAUGUUUGUGUUCGAGGUUCUCCAAUGACUAAAUUUUAAUACCAAGCACAUGUCAUGACUGUAAGAACCGCUGCUAAGGUGGGUGUUUUAUAAUGACCGUAUUUUGACCAACAUGGUGCUGAUGCUCAAACUUUCCUGAAGAUAUUACUUCAUUUAACAAAACAAAAGUGGCAGAUUUGACGUCGUACGUCUGACAUGCAGGCGCGACAGGCAAGAAUUAUGUGCGCUGAGCGAAGUAUGCUUAUUUCUUCCUCGUUAAUGAUCAAAACCCUUCACAUCGUUCACGUCUUAUUUAAAUGGUGAUCAUGGAAGUAGCUCGUUCAGUUCGUUGUCAUAGCAACACAGGCAUACUCUCUACACGUCUCUGUUGUCAGCAGUUCUGUUUAGUGCAGGAGCUGAACUGAUUAAGUUCCGGUUGGUGGAAGUGCACUAAGCGAAGGGGAAAUGUCGUGUGUGUUUCAUAUCUGAGUGUGUGUUACGAAGGAACGGCGCAGUUGCACCACUUUUCAAAGUAAAAACUGGACUCUUUCUACUUUCCUCUACCCUUUUUUCCCACCAUUCAGAAGUUAACUCCCUGUUUUUUUUAGCAUGUUUGUGCUCGAUGUGAGAGAUGUACAUACAUAUAUAAAUAUUAUAAAUAAGCUAGGGGCAAGCGUUCACGUCGUAACUUUUGCAUACGGAUUCGCCGUUAUUUGCGGUCUGCCCGUGAACAUGUUCGGCUGUGAUGCAAGUUUAUUGUAACGGUGCGCUCACUGUUUCAGAACGAACUGUUCGGUGUUCUCUGAAAGAGUGUGUAUGUGAUUACAUCUGUGUGCCCAACUGCAACGUUUUUCUAUUAAUAAACUCGCAUUGUUCUUCCA
Molecule: messenger RNA, 2927 nt
Organism: Pangasianodon hypophthalmus (striped catfish)
Lineage: Eukaryota; Metazoa; Chordata; Actinopteri; Siluriformes; Pangasiidae
Gene: dcaf7
Product: ddb1 and cul4 associated factor 7
Exons: 7
Coding region: 393-1421 (342 amino acids)
Cellular component (GO): nucleus
Molecular function (GO): protein binding
Source: RefSeq, a predicted model, not a curated record